Molecule: messenger RNA, 5627 nt
Organism: Xenopus laevis (African clawed frog)
Lineage: Eukaryota; Metazoa; Chordata; Amphibia; Anura; Pipidae
Gene: ppp1r13b.S
Product: MGC83480 protein
Source: RefSeq, marked predicted
UACCUAUCUGACAAUCACAAGGCAGGGAGGGAGCAGCAACAGCAACAGCAGCAGGAGGAGGAGGAGAGGCCUGGCCCGAGGAUCCGCAGCCAUUUCACGGCCGAACACAUCCUCCUGGAGCGGAGAGCGGGUCUGUGAGGGAGGGAUCAGCCCACUCAUAGGGCCCCCGUAGCUGCUGCGGAGAUGAUGCCGACUAUUUUAACAGUGUUUCUUAGCAACAACGAGCAAAUACUUACAGAGGUGCCAGUCACACCUGAAACAACAUACCGAGAUGUGGUAGAGUUCUGCAAGGAGCCAGGUGAGGGGGCGUGUCACCUGGCUGAAGUGUGGCGUGGGAAUGAGCGCGCUUUACCAUAUGAUCAUCUCGUGUUUGAGCACUUGCAGAAGUGGGGCCCUCGCAGAGAAGAAGUGAAAUUCUUUCUCCGACAUGAGGAUUUUCCAGCUGAGACCAAUGAACAGUCAUCUCGUCAAAGCCCAAAUCAAAGAAAUGGCCUCACAGGAGAGAAGCGACUUGAAAAUGGGGUUGGCAAUCCACGUGUGGAGCUGACGCUUUCUGAACUCCAAGACAUGGCGACCCGCCAACAACAGCAGAUUGAGAAUCAGCAACAGAUGCUGGUGGCAAAGGAGCAGCGUCUGAGGUAUUUAAAGCAACAGGAACGACGGCAGCUUCAGUCAGUGUCGGAGGGCGAAAAACUUGAAAAACUCAGAGAGAGAGUUGAGCUGCAAGAGAACAAACUGAAGAAGAUCCGCACAGUGAGAGGCCAAGUGGACCACAGCAAAGUCAUAAAUGGAAAUCUAUCUGCUGAAAUAGAACACAUCACCGACAUGUUUCAAGAAAAGCAGCAAGAGCUGCAGGCGGCAGUUCUGAAAGUAGAACAGUUGACCCAGCAGCUGGAGGACCUGAGGAAAGGGAAGCUGAAUGGGUUCCACGGUUAUAAUGGGCAGUUGACUGGGCCAGCUGCUCUAGAAUUGAAGAAGCUCUAUCAAGAAUUACAGAUACGGAACCGGCUGAACCAGGAGCAAAGCAGUAAACUGCAGCAGCAGAAGGAACUGCUUAACAAGCGCAACACUGAAGUCACAAUAAUGGACAAACGGAUAAACGAGCUGCGUGAGCGUCUCUACAAGAAAAAAGUUGAGCUGAAUCGCAUCAAUGGAACACCAUCCCCUCAAUCGACAUUAUCUGUAUGUGGCCGAGUAGCAGCAGUGGGGCCCUACAUACAGGUACCCUCUGCUGCUAAUUAUAACAUACCUGCUGACCCAGUGAAGCCUCAGUCCCUGUCCAUUGCUGCUAAUGCAACACACACGCGCCCCAAAUCUGCAAACGAUAGCACCUGGCCUUCUCUGAAACAAAAUUCUGUGCCCAAACCAGCCCAACUCAGCACGGACUGGAAGGAUUCCAAUACUGAUGCACCAUUCAAAUCUGCCGCUAUAUCAAGUCAGCCAAUGCCUUCCACAGCUGCUGUGCCCAACGACAAACUGGCUGCCGACGCAGGAAAGCUUCCCACGCAGAUGCCAGGCUUGAGCAAAACAUUGCCACAUAACUAUGGCAUGUACCAGAAUUCUCUUCCUCUCAGUGCAACAAAUUCAUUAGAAAGAAGAGAUGGAAGUCUGUCAAGAUCUGGGCCUACAACCCGUCCUCGGCCUCUUCCUUUAGCUUCAACAAGCAAUGUCCAUCCUCCAGGCUCUUCACAACAAAUACAACAGAGGAUAUCUGUGCCACCAAGCCCAACAUACCAGCCCUCUUCCUCCCCUAUAUUCCCUGGAACUGAUGGAAGGCCCGAUCCACCUUUAACUGUGGCCAUUAGGCCUUUUCUGGCAGAUAAAGGAUCAAGGCCACAGUCUCCUAGGAAAGGUCCCCAGACUGUAAAUUCCAGUUCAAUCUACUCUAUGUACCUCCAACAAUCUGCUCCACCAAAGCACUACCAGCAAGCUGUAUAUAACACCUUAAAUAAAUCCGUUAAAGCAGUCUAUGGAAAACCCGUUGUACAGUCCGGAUCAAAUAACUCUUCACCGUUACCUUUCAUGUAUGGGGCAUCAUCUGGAACAUCACACGUUCAGGUGGACGGUAUGGACAGAGAACCAGGCGUUGAGGUGGUUCCCCCUUCAGGGGAAAACAGUGGUGUGGAAAACAUUCCACGGCCACUUAGUCCCACCAAACUAACACCUAUUGUUCACUCACCUAUGAGAUUUCAAAGUGAUGCAGACCUUGAAGCUUUGAGAAGAAAACUAGCCAAUGCACCUAGACCCCUAAAAAAAAGGAGCUCCAUAACCGAGCCAGAGGGUCCAAGUGGACCCAAUAUACAGAAAUUGCUGUAUCAGCGCUUCAAUACUCUUGCUGGGGGAAUUGAGACGGCACCUUUUUACCCUCAAAGCAACUCUCAAGACUUUGUAGGAACCUUAGCAGAUGUUGAUAAUGGUAACACCAACACCAACGGAAAUUUAGCUGAAGCUAUUUCCAUGCAACCUGCAGUAGUUUCUCCUCCUCUUCCUGAACCUCCGAUACCGGCUGAUAAUAACGACAACAAGUUGUGUUCUCCUAUUACUGAGGAACCUUUAAGUGAGGAAAUUAUCCCUGAAUCAUCAGAAGACAACAAUAAUAAUAAUCCUGCCAUAGCCCCUUCCAAUGACAAAACACCAAGCCCAAUUCUCGAAGUUGCUUCUCCAGUCAAAGAGGACCUACUGCCGUCCCCCAGCAUUCCAGUGCCAAUGCAACAGCAGGUUAAACGCACGAACCUAAAGAAACCAAAUUCAGAAAGGACAGGCCACGGGCUCAGAGUGAAAUUUAUUCCUUUGGCUUUACUGCUCGAUGCUUCAUUAGAAGGAGAGUUUGACCUGGUACAGAGGAUUAUUUAUGAGGUUGAAGAUCCCAGCAAACCUAAUGAUGAAGGAAUAACGCCCCUACACAAUGCUGUGUGUGCAGGACACCACCAUAUUGUCAAAUUCUUGAUUGAUUUUGGAGUCAAUGUGAAUGCAGCAGAUAGUGAUGGAUGGACCCCUCUGCACUGUGCAGCUUCAUGUAAUAGUGUUCACCUCUGCAAAAUGCUGGUGGAGUGCGGAGCAGCCAUCUUUGCCUCGACAAUUAGUGACGUUGAGACUGCUGCAGACAAGUGUGAGGAGAUGGAGGAAGGCUAUAUCCAGUGUUCCCAGUUCCUAUAUGGUGUUCAGGAGAAGCUUGGAGUGAUGAAUAAAGGGUUGGUAUAUGCGCUGUGGGAUUACGAGGCCCAGAAUGCUGACGAACUCUCAUUCCGAGAAGGAGAUGCCAUUUCGAUUGUCAAGCGCAAGGAUGAUGUGGAAACUGAAUGGUGGUGGGCCCGUCUCAAUGAUAAGGAAGGUUACGUGCCUAAAAAUCUACUUGGGCUCUACCCACGGAUCAAACCCAGACAGCGAACUCUGGCUUGAAGCGCACGGCCAUGUUCUCUGCUGACACUGGAAGGACUCCUGACCCCGCUGGUUAACACAUUUCAUAAGGGGCUGCAGCUGUAGUUUAGUUUGAAUGCGAAAGUUGUGUCGACUCCUUCAAUAUAAAAAUAUCCCAUUUCUCUCGGCGUCGGCCAUGGUGCAAACCAGUUGCCAAUAACAAUUAAUAGUCGUCCAGUUGACUGGGAUUUAAAUAAAAGGUUAGAUAACUCUGUCCUCUUCUACUACAGCCGCUGUAAAUAAGACCAAUCGCAAGCUGCCUCAUACUGUUUCUAUUUCCCCUGCUGCUUAUGCCAAGUAAUGUUUUAGUGCCUGUGAUUCCAGUAGGAGCCGCUCCUCAAUUCUACUUCUAUUACACCCACAUUCGGCACUAAACGUCAGCGUGUUUUUUCAUUGGCUCAUUCUGAUCACAUGUUCUGAGGAGGGCAGGCCUAAUUUGCCAACCGGAAGGCUUCUAUAAAGAGUUCACAGCCAUGAGGUUUGUAUGUGUGUGACUGGCCGAGCGAUGGGCCAAUGAUACUUCUUUUUUUUUUUUUUUUGUAUGAAAGUAUAAAGUAAUGUCGGUUUGAAUUAGGAGGGAUGUGAAUGAGUGACAUGAGGAUGUGGCAAUAGCACUUAUGGGCAAGAGCGAUGGGCCAAUGCUACUUGUGUUGAUCUUUUUUUUUUUUUUCUUUUAGUAUGAAAGUUGUAUAAAGUAAUGUCGGUUUGAAUUGGGAUUGAACUGUGAGAUUCUGAGUGACACGAGGAAGUGGCAAUAGCACUUAUGGGCAGGUGUUAAAGUACUAGUCCCUGUGGGUUUCACUUCGCUUUAGUGAAGGCUGCUAGAAAUGCACGUGGAAAGAACUUGCAGGGGAUAAAAUACUCUGUCCUCUAACAUUGGGGAGUAUUUGAAUGCAGAAUGACUAAAAACGAGUUUCAUACUUGUGCUCUUAAAGGGAUACUGUAAUGGGAAAAAGGUUUUUUUCCCAAAACGCAUCAGUUAAUAGUGGUGCUCCAGCAGAAUUCUGCACCGUUUCUCAAAAGAGCAAACAGAUUUUUUUAUAUUCAAUUUUGAAAUAUGACAUGGGGCUAGACAUAUUGUCAGUUUCCCAGCUCAUGUGACUUGUGCUCUGAUAAACUUCAAUAACUCUUUACUGCUGUACUGCAAGUUGAAGUGAUAUCACCCCCUCCCUCCCCCCCCAGCAGCCUAACAACAGAACAAUGGGAAGGUAACCAGAUAGCAGCUCCCUAACACAAGUUAACAUGUUUCUCUGAUGCGAAACGUGGAAAUUCACAAAUUUUGACGCCGGCGUCAAUUUUUACACACCAGUUUUGCAAAUUUAUUCGCCAGCAAGAAACGCGGAAACUCGCGAAUUUUGACGCCGGCGUCCAUUAAGAUUAACGGCAGCGACAAUAUGACCUCUAUUGUGUCCAAGUCAAUGGGCGUGCAUGAAAUUAUCACCGGUGUCAACUUUGUCGACGACGUCAAUUUUUUUGGACCGCCUGCAAAUUUUUGAUGCAAUUUCAGAAAUUUAUUCAGCAGCGUGAAACGUGGAAACUUACCGCAAAUUCACGCCUAGCGAAUGAAUAAGCCCAUCACUAGUCUUCUAGCUGCCCAGCCAUAAUGUAGAUCGGGUUUGAGCCAAUAGUUAUUGUUCUGUGCACCGGUCUUUACAAACCAAAAUCCCAGUUGCUGCUGGACUACAACUCCCAGAAUGAAUGAAUGUGUUGCAGGAUGGCAGAGAUACGUUAGGAAAGGCUUUGAAGGUGGGACAAGCCAUUGGCACUGAGAUACUAUGAAGAGUCUGGAGUAAGUAGAAUACAAUAAGGAGAGACUGGUGUGUAAGUGAUUUCCAUGUAAAUGAGUGAGAGGAGAAUGUUGGGAGCUAACGGAAGGUUUGCACUAAGUUAUACACUGUAGUGACUCACUGUUUAUUACCAGAAGUAUUUGUUUGUUUUUUUUAAUUUCCCCAACUAGUUUCAUUCUCCUGCCUGUGUCCGGCCCCAACUCGCACAUAAUAGUGUAAUUUAUAUUCAUUCGCUUCCACUGAGCUAAAUACGCUCUCACCGUGUUUUUGCAUCUAAGUGUAGAUAUUGUGCUGAUGGUGGAAAGUAUAAAACCGUUUAAAAUGAUUUGCUACUACUGAAGUUAUUUCCGAAUGGUCUUGAAAAAAAUCGCAUUCAGAAACAAAACCACUUGUAAAUGGACAAUAAAAUUGUGCUAAAGCAUG